This is a messenger RNA of Helicoverpa armigera (cotton bollworm), 1450 nucleotides long. RefSeq names its product histone-lysine N-methyltransferase PRDM9-like. Gene Ontology annotation, cellular component: nucleus. Bases 15 to 1424 code for a protein of 469 amino acids. Lineage: Eukaryota; Metazoa; Arthropoda; Insecta; Lepidoptera; Noctuidae. The transcript has 7 exons. Gene Ontology annotation, biological process: regulation of gene expression. The record is from RefSeq and is a predicted model, not a curated record. Gene Ontology annotation, molecular function: protein binding; histone methyltransferase activity.
GGAAUUUAUUUCAGAUGAAUCGGCGUAGUUUACGCCAAAGGCCGAGAAUUAGUUACUACGAACCUGAAGAGCCGAGUUUGGACGAAUAUAUUUAUUGCGAUGGGUGCACCGACUUUGUGUACGAAUACUGUGCGAUUCACGGGCCUUUACUGGUCAUUCCUGAUGAUAAGGUUCCUACCAAAAGUCCCUUCCCGGCCUACGUCCCCCGCGCCGCGCUCACAAUCCCGCAUGUGUUCCUACAUAUAGCACCCUCUAUUAUACCAGGCGCUGGUCUGGGUAUAUUCAGUACUCUGACUCUUCCACGCGGCGUUCGCUUCGGACCGUACUGCGGAGUUCGCACGCAAAAUGUCGACUCCAUGUAUUGUUGGCAGAUAUACGAUAGAAACGGCAAAAGAUCUCACGUAGUGGACGCGGAGGAUGGUAAUCGGUCCAACUGGAUGCGUUACGUCAACUGCGCGCGGAACUGGCGGGAACAAAACCUCUUGGCUUACCAAUAUCAAGGGCAGCUUUAUUAUAGAACUAUCAAAAUAAUCCCUCGCUUCACGGAGCUACUAGUGUUCUACGGCAGCGAGUUCGCGAACACGCUGCAUAUCAACCUGAGCAAGUAUAACGCGCCUCCGGGAUAUGCUCAGAAAUUCGGUAAGUAUUAUCCUCAUCAUCCUCCGAGCCUUUUCCCAAACUAUGUUGGGGUCGGCUUCCAGUCUAACCGGAUUCAGCUGAGUACCAGUGCUUUACAAGAAGCGACUGCCUAUCUGACCUCCUCAACCCAUUUUAGAAAAAAAAUUCAUUUAAUAACGCACAUUCGUACACACACUGGUGAGAAACCUUAUAAAUGUGAUAUUUGUCCGAGUAGUUUUAGUGAGAAGGGUAGUUUAAUAAGACACAUUCGUACACACACUGGUGAGAAACCUUAUAAAUGUGAUAUUUGUCCGAGUAGUUUUAGUCUAAAGCAUCAUUUAAUAAGACAUAUUCGUACACACACAGGUGAGAAACCUUAUAAAUGUGAUAUUUGUCCGCGUAGUUUUAGUCAAAACGCACAUUUUAGAACACACAUUCGUACACACACUGGUGAGAAACCUUAUAAAUGUGAUAUUUGUCCGAGUAGUUUUAGUCAAAACGCACAUUUUAGAACACACAUUCGUACACACACUGGUGAGAAACCUUAUAAAUGUGAUAUUUGUCCGAGUAGUUUUAGUCUAAAGCAUCAUUUAAUAACACAUAUUCGUACACACACUGGUGAGAAACCUUAUAAAUGUGAUAUUUGUCCGAGUAGUUUUAGUGAGAAGGGUAGUUUAAUAAGACACAUUCGGACACACACAGGUGAGAAACCUUAUAAAUGUGAUAUUUGUCCGCGAAGUUUUAGUAGAAAUUGUUAUUUAAGAACACACAUUCGUACACACAAUGGUGAAAAAUGUAAUAAAUGACACAGAAAAGUCUAAUAAAUGAUACA